Lodderomyces jiufengensis is the source of this 954-nucleotide messenger RNA. It is a transcript of the gene MIA40, whose product is annotated as Mia40p. The transcript has a single exon. Gene Ontology annotation, cellular component: mitochondrial intermembrane space. Lineage: Eukaryota; Fungi; Ascomycota; Pichiomycetes; Serinales; Debaryomycetaceae. The coding region runs from base 1 to 954 and encodes 317 amino acids. Gene Ontology annotation, molecular function: protein-disulfide reductase activity. The record is from RefSeq and is a predicted model, not a curated record. Gene Ontology annotation, biological process: protein import into mitochondrial intermembrane space.
AUGUAUAGACAAUUCACCAAAUCAUCAAUUGCUCGUCAAGCAUCAAGAAUUACAAGAUCAUAUUCAACUAAUGCAUCAACUACAUCAUCAAAAUAUAAUUCAAAAUUAAUAAUUGGUUCAAUUGUUCCAAUUGCAGUUGCAAUUGGUUAUUAUUCAUUAAAUAAUUCAAAAAUUUAUAAUUUAUCAUCACCUGUUAAAGUAGCAGAAGCUAUUAGAGAAGAAUUUAAAGAAGGUAAUAUAAUGGCAGAUGAUCAAGAAGAAUUAUUUCAUAAAGAACAAAAAAGAUUAGCAAAAGAACAAGAUGAAGAAGAAUUAAAACAAAAAGAAGAUAUUAAAAAACAAACUACAAAAGAUGCAAAAGGUACUGAUUCAAAAGAUAUUGCAACAGAUUCUCAAAUUAGAAAACAAGCAUCAAAUGAUUUAAAUGAUGAUACAACAAGACAUGCAGCAAGUGAUCCAAGAAAUAAACAAGAAAAACCAAGUGAUCAAGCAUCAGCAUCAAUUAAAGAAGGUGGUAAAAAAUCAUCAAACCCAACUCCAAAAGAAACUUCAUCAGAUACUGCACAAGCUGAUGCUGAUAAUAAUAAUAAUGAAGAAAAAGAACCAAAACAAGAAGCAGCUUAUAACCCAGAAACUGGAGAAAUCAAUUGGGAUUGUCCAUGUUUAGGAGGUAUGGCUCAUGGACCAUGUGGAGAAGAAUUUAAAGAAGCAUUUUCAUGUUUUGUAUUUUCAGAAACUGAACCAAAGGGAAUAGAUUGUAUUAAAAAAUUUGAAAAUAUGAGAUCAUGUUUUAAAAAAUAUCCUGAUCAUUAUAAAGAAGAAUUAUAUGAUGAUGAUGAUAAAGAAUAUGAUGUUGAAACUGUUGAACAUAUUGUUUUAGAAACUGCUGAUCCUGCUGUUGAACAAAUUGAAACCGGAUUAGAUGAAGGUAAAUUAAAAAACCCAGAAAAAUAA